AUGGCGACACCACCACCACCACCACCAGCAACACCGCCAAUCCUGCUCCCCGCGCCAGCGCUCUCCUCCAGCCGGUACAACCGGCAGCUGCUCGUGCCCCAGCUGCGGGGCCUGACGGGCCAAAGCAACCUGCUCAAGGCACGGAUCCUGAUCGUCGGGCUCGGCGGGCUCGGGUCGCCGGCGGCGCUGUACCUCGCGGGCGCGGGGAUCUGGACGCUGGGCCUUAUGGACGGCGACGCCGUCGAGACGUCGAACCUGCACCGGCAGAUCGCGCACAAUGAGGAUGCCGCGGCACGGAGGAUGUCGAAGGUCGCGAGUGCGUUGCGCGCGUGUAGAGCGUUGAAUUCGGAUGUUGAGUACUUGCCGUAUGAGAUGCGUGCGAUGGCGCAGGGGCCCGAUGGGUUCCUGGAUGUGCUGAGGCAGGGGAGAUUUGGUGUCGUGCUCGACUGUACGGAUAAUCCGGCCGCGAGGUAUCUGAUCUCCGAUGCGUGUGUGCUUGCUGGGGCGGUACUGGUUAGUGGUGCUGCGCAGAGGGGGGAGGGCCAGCUUGUUGUGUUGAAUUGUCCGCCGAUUGGGGGUGUGUGGGGCGGGGAUGAGAGCCAGGGCGAGGCGGAGGAAAAGGGUCCUUGUUAUCGCUGCGUGUUCCCACGCCCACCCGCCCCGGAGAUGGUCAGGGGUUGUAGUGAGAUAGGCAUUCUCGGGCAUGUGGUCGGUGUUAUUGGGGUGUUGAUGGCCGGUGAGGCGAUCAAGAUUGUUAGCCAGGGUAGGCAUGUGCCCCCGAGUGCCGAGGAACGACAGGUUCAACAGCAGCAGCGACAGCAGCAGAAGGAACACAUGGAGCCGAAAAAGCAGCAGCACACCAUGCUCCUGUAUAACACCUUCGCUGCGGAUCCGCGAAAUCAGUUCCGCACGAUCACGCUGCGUGGGCGGCGGAAGGAUUGUGUCGCGUGCGGUGACGACGAGGUCCUUGCGGCGAAGAACCUUACUCGCAUCACGGCUGAGUCUAUCUCCGAGGGCCGCAUGGAUUAUGUGGCGUUCUGUGGUGUGUUGGAGGAUGUAAACGUGUUGGGCGAGGAGCAUCGGGUCGAUGCGAAGGAGUUUCUAUGGAGUCAGCAGCAACAGACACGGCAGCGGCAGUGGAGUGGUCAGAGAGAUGGUGGGCAUAUUGGGAAACGGAAACGAGGGUUUAAAUCCAGACCCCGAGGGCUCGUCGUGGACGUGCGUGAAGAACAUGAAGUCGAGUUGGGCCCGAAGAUUAGUGGGAGUGUGAACGUUCCGCUAUCGAGAAUCCUCAGGCAUGGAGGAAAGGCUUUUGAUGAUUUGCAUGCCCACAUCGAUCGAGUCCACGUAGAGGAUGCAGGUCCUGAUGGUACUGCUAGAGAAGGUUUUGGCGAGGGGAGGCAAGGAGGAAUGAUCGACCAGGAAACACACGUGCCCGUUGCAAUUUCUGGGUCGACGAUCACUGCGCAUUCAGGGGCAGCGAGUGAGAAUGUCAGUUUUGGCGGGAUGGUGGAUGAAGAAACUCACAUCUCUCCGACUUCAAGAGCGCAGGACUUCCCUGUGGAACACAGCAAGCCCGGUCAGGUCAGUGGCAUCAACAGCGGUCUUAAUCUGGAAAAUGGAGCGCUGGUCAACGAAGAAAGCCACGUCCCCAUUACCGCCACAGACCGCGACGCAUAUCCUCAACGACCAGACGCCAAGAACCAGGACAGCCACGAUGAGCGAUCCGGAAAUACCGAUAUCUUCGCGCCGGAAGAAGAGGAACGCACUGGUGACGAAGAGAAUGGCUGGCCGAUCUACUUUGUCUGCCAGCGCGGUAAUGAUAGCCAGAUCGCGGCGCAGAAGUUGUUGGACCGAAUACGGGCAGAGGAGAAGGAGGAGGCAGACAUGGAAGUGGAGGCUCCAGGGGAUCUUGAUGGUUCUGCUCCUGUUGCACGGAAGAAAACGAGACCAUGGGGUUGGGUCGGAGAUAUCAAGGGUGGCUUUGUGGCAUUGGAGAGGCAUCACUUUGAAGGGUCACCAUGA
Messenger RNA from Exophiala bonariae, 2025 nucleotides. RefSeq lists its product as uncharacterized. The coding region runs from base 1 to 2025 and encodes 674 amino acids. Gene Ontology annotation, molecular function: nucleotidyltransferase activity; URM1 activating enzyme activity; thiosulfate-cyanide sulfurtransferase activity. The record is from RefSeq and is a predicted model, not a curated record. The transcript has a single exon. Lineage: Eukaryota; Fungi; Ascomycota; Eurotiomycetes; Chaetothyriales; Herpotrichiellaceae. Gene Ontology annotation, cellular component: cytoplasm. Gene Ontology annotation, biological process: tRNA wobble position uridine thiolation; protein urmylation.